Molecule: messenger RNA, 222 nt
Organism: Dictyostelium discoideum AX4
Lineage: Eukaryota; Evosea; Eumycetozoa; Dictyosteliales; Dictyosteliaceae
Exons: 2
Coding region: 1-222 (73 amino acids)
Source: RefSeq, a predicted model, not a curated record
AUGGUCAAUGGUAACAUAAAUGAUAUAGAAUCAUUUUUAAAGAAAUUGGAAGAUUUAGUUAUAAUAAAUAAAUAUUCAGAAAAAGGUCUUAAAGAACAAGUUCUAGAUAUUAAAUCUCAAAUUUUAGAAUUUAAAAAUAAUAAUAAAAUCAUUUAUCCAAAUAGAUGGGAUCUUAAUGAAGAUAAUUGCUUAAUAGAAAUUGAAAAAGGUGGUAGAGAAUAG